This is a messenger RNA of Achroia grisella, 1142 nucleotides long. RefSeq names its product c-Myc-binding protein. Lineage: Eukaryota; Metazoa; Arthropoda; Insecta; Lepidoptera; Pyralidae. Gene Ontology annotation, biological process: regulation of DNA-templated transcription. The record is from RefSeq and is a predicted model, not a curated record. Gene Ontology annotation, molecular function: transcription coactivator activity. The transcript is spliced from 2 exons. The coding region runs from base 267 to 530 and encodes 87 amino acids. Gene Ontology annotation, cellular component: nucleus.
GGUCUAAUUCUGAUUAGUACAAUUUUGUUACUAUAAAUCAAGUAUAGUAUAUAUAUAUAUUAUCUAUGCUAUAAAGCAAUUUAGGUUUCUAGUCCUAUUUCGUUAAUUUGCUGUCACAAACUAUAUAGUGAUACUAUUUGCUGUUACCAUAGUAGUUUAGAAAAAAGUUAAAAAAUAAUUUGUUAGUCGUCCAAACGUUAUUUUUAUAAUUACUGCCAAAAAAAAUAUUCUAACUUCAAUAAAUAAUACUAUAUAAUAUAGAAGACAUGUCUUCAUAUAAGCCAAUAGAUUCCAAAAGAGAAGAAUUCCGUCGAUACUUGGAGCGAGCAGGUGUUAUGGAUGCAUUGACCAAAGUACUGGUUAGUCUUUAUGAAGAACCAGAUAAACCAGAAGAUGCUUUGGAGUAUGUACGCAAGCAUUUAGGUACAGAUGGAGGAGACGAUGAACUUGAGGCAGCAAGAGCUCGUAUAGCAGAAUUAGAAGCAGAGAAUGCCCUUCUCAAAGGUGAUGCAGCCCCAACAGAGGGAUAAAUUUAUGUAAUUAAUACUAUAUGUUCAAUUAAUGAUCUCAUUAUUCUGUAAUGUUCUUAAAUAGAAAAUAUUCUUGUUGAUUUUAAAAAAUAUAAGUGUUGUUAUUGUUGUUUAAAUUUAAGGAUGUUUGUCCCUAUUGGUGUGCAAUGCAGGGAUUGUAGGUGUAUUAAUAUUAUUGUCUAUUAAACAAACAACUAUUCCAUUUAGAAAUAAAUGUGUCAUAAUAGGCAAGUUAAUGCUAUUUGAUUGAUAUUAGAACCUUUUUUUUGAUACUAGUUACAUCAUUAUUUUUAUUAUGGUAUCAUUUAAUAAACUCAGGGAGGUCAACUUAACAUGGUAUCUGUAUUGUUAGCAAAUUACUAUUCCCCAUUUUGAAUAAACUAAAAGAGCAUAUCAAAAAAGUUAAAGGUAAUGAUAAACAAGUCUGCCAUAGCUAUAGCCAUGAACAGACUAUUCCAGAUCACAGUAUUACAUUAUUCUAGAAUCAACUUGUGUUUCAAUUCUUUUGUUUUCUUGUGUUUCAUCAAAAUGUUUGUCUCUUUACUAUAAAAAAUAUAUAUGUACUGGGAUACAAGUAAUAAGUAGUCUUGACUGAGUAUGUCAUUUGUAAGA